AAGCAAAAAAAACACAGUUGUGUUGUGCGCCUGUGUGUGUAACAGUAAAAAAAAUGGCACAUGCAACAUCUUCUAUACUACACAUUUCUUCUUCCAUUAAUGGUGAAACAAAAUCUUUAUCUUCAUCUUCUCAACUUAGAGGAAAUUACCCUUUUCAUCUCCCUAGUAGUAAUAAUGCAAACUUUAGUAAGAAGCUUGUAAUCUACGCGAAAAGAUUAUCGGGUUUGGAGGAGGCCUUGAGGAUUAGAAGGGAACGUGAGCUUCGUGGUUCUACCACCGCAACAAGAAGGCCACCUUUAAGGCGCGGAAGAGUAUCGCAACGGCUUCCUGUGCCUGAUGACAUACCAAAACCUCCAUAUGUAGGUUCAAGAGAGUUACCAGAAAUUUCAAGUGAACAUCAGAUCCAUGAUGCUGAAGGAAUAGCUCGCAUGAGGGCUGCAUGUGUGUUGGCUGCACGGGUGGUUGACUAUGCAGGAACUUUGGUUAGGCCUUCAGUAACAACAAAUGAAAUUGACAAAGCUGUGCAUCAAAUGAUAAUCGAUGCUGGCGCUUAUCCAUCUCCCUUAGGCUAUGGGGGGUUUCCAAAGAGUGUUUGCACAUCCGUCAAUGAGUGUAUGUGUCAUGGAAUACCUGACUCGCGGCAGCUGCAGGAUGGAGACAUAAUAAACAUUGACGUGACCGUUUACCUGAAUGGUUAUCAUGGAGAUACGUCAAAGACCUUUUUCUGUGGUGACGUGAGUGAAUCCAUAAAGCGGCUUGUAAAGGUGACUGAGGAGUGCUUGCACUAUGGAAUUGCUGUUUGCAGAGAUGGUGCUCUUUAUAGGAAGAUAGGAAAGAGGAUCAGUGAACAUGCUGAAAAAUUUGGUUAUGGUGUUGUUGAUCGCUUUGUUGGACAUGGUAUUGGGACAGUAUUUCACUCUGAACCACUCAUAUUUCAUCACCGGAAUGACAAGUCCGGCUCCAUGGUUGAAGGGCAAACAUUUACUAUCGAACCAAUUCUCACAUUGGGAAGCACAGAAUGUGUAACAUGGGAAGAUAACUGGACAACUCUGACUGCUGAUGGUAGCCCUGCUGCUCAGUUUGAACAUACUAUUUUGAUUACAAAAACUGGUGCAGAAAUUUUGACAACAUAUUAAUUAUAGUUUACUAUAAAGUUAAUUAUUAUGGUUCUAGUUAGUCAUGUUCAUAACUUUAUAUCAUAAUUCUUGUCAUUGUUGCUCCAUAUUAGGUAAUAUUCAAUACAUGUAAUCUUUAUGAGAUUUAUUGUCUUUUACAAUACCAAUGAUAUAGUCGAGAGUCUUUCGGAAACAAA
Solanum pennellii is the source of this 1312-nucleotide messenger RNA. RefSeq names its product methionine aminopeptidase 1B, chloroplastic. Gene Ontology annotation, biological process: proteolysis. The transcript is spliced from 10 exons. The record is from RefSeq and is a predicted model, not a curated record. Gene Ontology annotation, molecular function: metalloaminopeptidase activity. The coding region runs from base 54 to 1136 and encodes 360 amino acids. NCBI's taxonomy places the organism in Eukaryota, Viridiplantae, Streptophyta, Magnoliopsida, Solanales, Solanaceae.